Messenger RNA from Cylicostephanus goldi, 515 nucleotides. Lineage: Eukaryota; Metazoa; Nematoda; Chromadorea; Rhabditida; Strongylidae. The record is from the annotation of a GenBank genome assembly.
AUGGGAUACUCUUCUUUCCCUGAUGACAUCGACGACCAUUUUAUCAGCGAUUUGAAUUGCUUGCUUAAGCGCCUAUCGUUCGGAGUCGAUGAGUUGAUUCCAAUUACUGCAUUGAGCAUGGAUUUCAUGCAUAACCGAGACCCUGCGGAUGCUAUCAGGGUGUUGGCGGCUGAGCAAUCAGCCCCGUCCCUCUCUGUUACAGAGAUUUGGUGCCUUCUGCUACAUCGACCUGAAGUUGUGCGAUGUCUUUGCGCAUUUUCUGACCAGCCUGUGGCUUUUGCCUUAGUGCUUUCAAGGCUAGCGAAAUCGCUAGCGCAUGAGUCUCAUGACUGGUUCUUCUAUGAAGAAUCUCUACUAAAACUUGCCAAUUCGCUUUCGGGUUCGGCUGUUUCAUUGGUAGACAAAGUUCACCGCACCUCUCCAAAUAAGGCUUAUCAACUGCUAUGUCAACCAUUGGAAGGCUUUCAUGGAGCAACAUUGUCACAGCUUGCAUUUCAGGUGAGCUUUGGCUGAUC